Messenger RNA from Arabidopsis lyrata subsp. lyrata, 3531 nucleotides. RefSeq names its product pentatricopeptide repeat-containing protein At4g19440, chloroplastic. Gene Ontology annotation, molecular function: protein binding. The record is from RefSeq and is a predicted model, not a curated record. Lineage: Eukaryota; Viridiplantae; Streptophyta; Magnoliopsida; Brassicales; Brassicaceae. Bases 152 to 2677 code for a protein of 841 amino acids. The transcript is spliced from 4 exons.
UAAAAGGCCCAAUUUUGUCGACCCCGUUCGUGUCCCCCAAGUCUGAACCCUGGGUUUUUGCCCACAUCGCCUCCUCUCUCCAGAAUUUCUCCGUCUCUCUCUCCGAUGGCGUGGCUCAACACCAUCUUCAAUUCUUCUUCGACAUUGAUCAAUGGCGGCUCUUCUCUAUUUCCCUAAGAUCUCUUCACAAAUGACUUCCUCACAUUUCUUCUCUUUCUCACCAAUGGAUUUGAGGAGACUCUCUCGCACAAGCUACUUAUUCACUCGCCGCUUGAAAUCCAUAGCGAAAGCUCGAAAAAGCUUCCAUACAACUCGAUACCUGCAACAGUGCGUUCAUCGGCUGGAUAAAUCGGAAGAGAUUUCCUCUGAUCGGCAUUUACACGAACGGUUAUCUUCAGUUUUGUCGAAGAGAUCUCUAGAUUACGAGCAAUGUAAACAACUGAUAACUGUUUUAUCGCCUCAUGAAUUCGAUAGGUUGUUUCCUGAGUUUCGAUUCAAAGUGAAUCCCAAGACGGCUUUGGAUUUCUUCCGAUUAGCUUCUGAUUCAUUUAGUUUCUCCUUUAGUCUCCGUUCUUAUUGUUUAUUGAUAGGUUUAUUGCUUGAUGCGAAUCUGUCGUCCCCUGCUAGGGUAGUUUUGAUUCGUUUGAUCAAUGGGAAUGUACCGGUUUUGCCUUGUGGUAAUGGUGGUUUGAGAGAUAGUAGAGUUGCGAUUGCGGAUGCAAUGGCGAGUUUGAGUUUGUGUUUUGAUGAAGAAAUCAGAAGGAAAAUGUCAGAUUUGUUGAUUGAAGUUUAUUGCACUCAGUUCAAGCGUGAUGGUUGUUAUUUAGCUCUUGAUGUAUUUCCUGUUCUUGCAAACAAGGGUAUGUUUCCUUCUAAGACGACUUGCAAUAUUUUGCUGACUUCUUUAGUGAGAGCUACUGAGUUUCAGAAGUGUUGUGAAGCUUUUCAUGUUGUUUGCAAAGGGGUUUCUCCGGAUGUUUACUUGUUCACUACAGCGAUUAAUGCGUUUUGCAAGGGAGGUAAAGUUGAGGAGGCCAUUGAGUUGUUCUCAAAAAUGGAAGAAGCGGGUGUUGUACCAAACGUUGUUACCUACAAUACUGUUAUUGAUGGGCUUGGGAUGAGUGGAAGGUAUGAUGAGGCAUUUAUGUUUAAAGAAAAGAUGGUAGAAAGAGGUGUGGAACCAACUCUUAUCACUUAUAGUAUUCUUGUCAAGGGUUUGACCAAGGCUAAGAGGAUUGGUGAUGCUUAUUGUGUCUUGAAGGAAAUGACAGAGAAAGGGUUUCCUCCUAAUGUUAUUGUAUAUAAUAAUCUGAUUGAUAGUUUAAUUGAGGCUGGAAGUUUGAACAAAGCUAUUGAGAUAAAGGAUCUCAUGGUUUCGAAAGGGUUGUCUCUCACAUCGUCGACGUAUAAUACUCUCAUAAAGGGAUACUGCAAGAGCGGUCAAGCAGAUAUUGCGGAGCGUCUCCUGAAGGAAAUGCUGUCGAUUGGUUUUAAUGUAAAUCAGGGCUCCUUUACAUCUGUGAUUUGCUUGUUGUGCAGUCAUCAUAUGUUUGACUCAGCACUUCGUUUUGUUGGAGAGAUGCUACUACGUAACAUGAGUCCUGGUGGUGGAUUACUUACUACAUUGAUUUCUGGUCUCUGUAAGCAUGGGAAACACUCAAAGGCAGUAGAACUUUGGCUUAAAUUUCUAAAUAAAGGUUUCCUAGUAGACACGAAGACUUCAAAUGCUUUGCUUCAUGGACUCUGUGAAGCAGGGAAGCUGGAAGAAGGUUUUAGGAUUCAAAAGGAGAUAUUAGGGCGUGGCUUUGUUAUGGAUAGAGUUUCCUAUAACACGUUGAUUUCUGGAUGUUGCGGAAAUAAGAAAUUAGAUGAAGCUUUUAUGUUCAUGGAUGAAAUGGUUAAGAAAGGACUUAAGCCUGACAAUUAUACUUAUAGCAUAUUAAUUCGCGGGCUGUUGAAUAUGAAUAAAGUUGAGGAGGCCAUACAGUUCUGGGGUGAUUGUAAACGGAAUGGCAUGAUUCCAGAUGUUUAUACAUAUUCGGUGAUGAUAGAUGGAUGUUGUAAAGCUGAAAGAACAGAAGAGGGUCAGAAACUGUUUGAUGAGAUGAUGAGCAAUAACCUGCAGCCAAAUACUGUUGUUUACAAUCAUCUAAUCGGAGCGUACUGUAGAAGCGGAAGGCUUUCGAUGGCCUUGGAACUCCGUGAAGAUAUGAAACACAAAGGAAUUUCACCUAAUUCUGCUACAUAUACUUCACUAAUAAAGGGGAUGUCGAUCAUUAGCCGUGUUGAGGAGGCAAAACUCCUCCUCGAGGAGAUGAGGAUGGAGGGUUUGGAACCGAAUGUCUUUCAUUAUACAGCCCUUAUUGAUGGAUAUGGUAAAUUGGGUCAGAUGGUCAAAGUUGAAUGUCUUCUGCGUGAGAUGCAUUCAAAGAACGUACACCCAAACAAGAUUACCUACACUGUGAUGAUUGGUGGGUAUGCUAGAGAUGGGAAUGUUACAGAAGCUUCUAGGCUUCUACAUGAGAUGAGGGAAAAAGGAAUUGUACCAGAUAGUAUCACAUACAAAGAAUUUAUAUACGGAUAUCUUAAGCAGGGAGGUGUUUUGCAAGCUUUUAAAGGCUCUGAUGAAGAAAAUUAUGCAGCAAUCAUUGAAGGAUGGAACAAACUCAUUCUGUAACUGAUGAAUAAGUAGAAGAAAAGUUGUGCAUCCUAUCCUUGCGGUUGGCAAAUUGGUAUUCAGUGGCGUUCUCAGUUUUGAUGGUCUUAUUCACGCCCGGGAUAUGCGUCUUCUUCUUAGAGUAGGAACACGUUAGGAUGGGUGAAUGCAUAUGGUCCAUUGCAUCUUACAAGGAGGUGAAUGUGUUCUACUUGAUUCUCCAGCCACAUUCACUUAACAGCUUCGGCCUUCUUCAAUUUUGGGGAGAAAGUUGUUGCUUUUAGCAUCAUAGGCUAUAUGGGUUUAUGAUUUACAAAUCCACAUUACUGGUGCUCGUCAGGUUUAUGAUUGAGUGCCACAAGAUCAAAGCCAUAUGAUAGAUUCUGGAUCAGAGAAGGCACUUCAUACAGCAGUCCUGAAAAGAUUAUACAGCAGAUUGAAUGAAAGAUACACACAUCCUGGACAGUCAAUUAAAAGUUUACACAUGGAUAUCCAUGGGAGCUAUGAGAGUGGAUCAAUAGGUGGCUCUUCUAUUUACAGGUCAUAUAAAUAGAUCUUAAGCGAGUUUUCAUCGGAGUAGUUUAGAACUAAUUCAUGCAUGACACGUCGCUGGGGAAAAUUUCCUCAGACGUGCAGAAUUUUUGCCCCCGGAGAUUAGUGGAUUGAUAUGAAAGGUAACAUUUUAUUACGGUUUCAACUAAUUCGACAGCAUUCACCGCCGAGUAAAGACUUUCGGUGGGAUGAAUUUCUUCUUGUAUACGAUUCUUUUAAAAAUUGUUAAUUUUCUCUUAAAUACUGUAGGUGGAAAAAUAAUGUUUUUGAUGUACAUAAAAUAGUAGAAAGAGAGAAAAAAAAAAAAAUACUUACACUGUUCA